AUGGCUAUUCCCUCUUCUUUCGCCAUUACUGCUCCAUUCAUUUCUUCUUCCAAGCUUCACCCCAUUUCCAAAUCCCUUUCCUUCUCCACCCCAUUUCCCAAAUCCCUCUCCUUCUCUACCCCAUUUCCCAAAUCCUCUUCUUUAAGAACCCUAUUACCCAUUUCCUCCUCUAACCCCUCAAAUCCUUCUCCCAUUGACUCCUCAGACUCCUUCGCCGCCACUUUACCCGCCGCCAAUCGCACAUUGAAGUCCCGUCUCCGUAAUGGCGACACCCUCUACGGCCUUUUCCUCCUCUCCUUCUCCCCUUCUCUCGCCGAGAUCGCGGGAUUUGCCGGCUACGACUUUGUCGUCGUUGACAUGGAGCACGGCUACGGCGGAAUCUCUGACGCUCUCCCUUGUCUCCACGCUCUCGCCGCCACACAAACUCCAGCCAUUCUCCGGAUCCCAGAGAAUUCUGCGACCUGGGCCAAAAAAGCUCUAGAUUUAGGCCCUCAAGGGAUCAUGUUUCCGAUGAUUGAUUCCUCUAAAGAAGCGAAAAAGGCUGUUUCAUAUUGCAGAUUCCCACCCGCCGGAGUCCGAGGAUCGGCCCAUCCGGUGGUUAGAGCGUCAAAAUACGGUAUUGACGAAGGCUAUUUAACUUAUUACGAGGACGAAUUGCUGAUUAUGUGUCAAGUGGAAUCGGAGCAAGCAGUGAAGAAGAUAGAUGAGAUAAUGGAAGUUGAUGGGGUUGAUUGUAUUCAAAUGGGGCCAUUGGAUAUGAGUGGAAGCAUGGGAUAUCUAUGGGAUCCUGGUCAUAAGAAGGUGAAGGAGGUGAUGAGAAAAGCAGAAAUGGCUGUUUUGGAGAGCCAAAUUGAAAAUGGUCAAAAGGGUUCGUUCCUGUGUGGUUUCUCAAUGCCUCAUGAUGGGCCAAUUGACAUGAAAAGGCGUGGAUAUCAGAUGAUUUCUGGAGCUGUUGAUUUGGGUUUGUUUCGUAGUGCUGCUGUUGAGGAUGUAAGGAAGUUUAGAAUGAGUGAAAUGGAUAGCUCUGAGGACGAAGAUCAACCUCUCACUCACAAGGAAGAGGAUGAAGAAGAUAAGUAUUGGAGUGAAUGAAACCACUUUUUUGUUUUCCCUUUCUUUGACAAUCCUUGAUGUUUUUUUAUGAUCUUUUUAGUUCGAGUACAUAGUAUAAAGCUUUGAGUUGAAUUUCUUGAUGGGUAUAUUAUGAAUUAUGCUCGUAUGUAAGAAUAUAUGUCUUUUCUAAUCUGUUCAGUUUCUGUAUGUACAGACAUUUUCAGUUUUA
This is a messenger RNA of Cucumis melo (muskmelon), 1282 nucleotides long. RefSeq lists its product as uncharacterized. The coding region runs from base 1 to 1092 and encodes 363 amino acids. The record is from RefSeq and is a predicted model, not a curated record. Gene Ontology annotation, cellular component: cytoplasm. Gene Ontology annotation, molecular function: aldehyde-lyase activity. The transcript has a single exon. Lineage: Eukaryota; Viridiplantae; Streptophyta; Magnoliopsida; Cucurbitales; Cucurbitaceae.